AUGCUGAGCUCCGGCUCUAUCCAGCACCCCCGCACGAACAGCGCGGGGUGGUAUUAUAAUAAAUACAACCACCACCCUCCCUCCGCUGAGGGUCAUGGCCAUCACUUUAAACUGAGCGAGCAGAUCGACCGCUCAAAGCUUUAUGAAGGGCCCUCGCUGGACGAGAUCGCACUGGUGAGCGCCGCACGGGAGAACGGUUUCUGUCUCUGCGAGCGGACCUCGACGAAUAUGUUCGUCCGGGUGAUGGGUAGGGUACUUUGUUAUGAAAUCAUCGCCGAACUCGAGUUCACCCCUGAGCGAAAGUUGAUGAGCGUUCUCCUCCGGCGAAACCCCGCACACGAUUCCGAAGAGGCCGCCCGCAGCGCCGGCAACGGCGGGGGUCACCACUACUACCGAGAUCACCGAGAAGCCCUUGGAAAGGACGGAAACGAUGAAGCGAAAGAUAGAAAGGGAAUGCCGACGUCGAAAUACCUUAACAACACUUCUUUUUCUUCGUUUAAGACGGGCGAUUCAACACACUCGGCGCUCUCCCAUGAGCACAAGAGAGGGAAGACGGCGGCAACGGCAACCCCCGAGCAUGAUCCCGUCUGCGGGAUGUUCAAACGAUACAAAUGUCUCACCAAUGAAAAUUUGUCCACCGGGUUACCGAUUACCGGGAAAUGCCGGCUCGAAACUUUGAAUUGUUCGUUUACAAGAAACGCCGAUACGCCCUACUUACUGCUAGUGAAGGGUGCAGACAAGAUGAUGUUUGACAUCACAAACAUGGUGAACCCUCGAAACCAGAAGCUGAAGAAGGAUUUAACCAAGCAGCUUGACGAGAUGGCAAACAAAGGGCUUCGGACGCUCGUCCUCGGGCAGCGACAGCUCUCACAACAGGAGGUGAUAGAAUGGAUGCCCAUUUUCAACUCCGCGCAGUGCAGUAUAAGCUCUCGUGGUGCCCUCUUGCAUAAGGCCUACGCCCUAUUAGAAAAAGAUAUCGACCUCAUCGGAGCGACCGCGGUUGAGGAUCGCCUGCAGGAUGGCGUCCCGGAGACACUGCGGUUUUUCGCCAAAGCCUCGAUUGUGGUGUGGAUGCUCACUGGGGAUAAACGGGAGACGGCGAUCAAGAUCGCCUUCACGAGCGGCCUGAUGAACCAAGCUGGCGGGGAGUGGAUUUUUCACCUCGACGCUGGAGCCCUGGAGGGGGAGAGGAGCGGGGAGGAGACCUCCCUGCUCAGCUCGCCGGAGAGCCAAUGGGAGGGGCGUGGAGUCAACGACGCCGAACUGGAUAAUGGGCUAUCCAACAUGAAAAAUAGGAAGCCCGCGGGAUGGCCGGACAAGCCACUCACGCGUGUGGAAAGUGGAAGUACCGACAGCAUUUCUUGUCCGCUCCAGCGGAGGACCACCGAGAAAGGGGGCGCGUUUUCGGGGCCGAGGAGCGAGAACGGGAUGCCGACGACCAUGCGGUACUACUCGUCGUCGAUUUCGAGUAUAGUAAAUAGCACACAAAUAGGAAAGAAAAGAGAGGGGGUUGGCAGAAGAAUUCAAAUGAAUGAUCAGAACUUUUUCUCGGCAGCGGAGGUUAUAGACGCUCAGCUUGAGGAGGGGGAGCGUUUGUACGCGUUAGCCAAGGAAAAAUACGGUGAAACGAAAGUCAUCACCCUUGUCUUGGAUGGCAAGACGCUGGAGGUGAUUUUCAGCGAUGACAAGCGGCUCGAGCGCUUCUUUGCGUUGAGCUGCAAUUGCCAUAGUGCGAUUUGCUGUCGGAUGACACCAUUGCAAAAGGCUCAAAUUGUUUCAUUAUUUCAGAAAAAAACGGGAUUAGCUGCACUUGCCGUUGGGGAUGGCGCGAAUGACGUAAGUAUGAUCCUGGAAAGUCGAAUUGGGGUUAGUAUUAUGGGGUUAGAAGGCUCGCAGGCAGAGCUCGCGAGCGAUUAUGCCAUUCCAAAAUUUCGAUUUCUUAAGCGCCUUUUAAUGGUACACGGCCGCUUUUCAAUCUAUCGUGAUUCCCAUUGCAUUCUCUAUAGCAUCUACAAAAACGUAAUUCUUGUCAUUGGCCUGUAUACCUACUGCUUCUACAGCGCCUUUUCCGGAGUUUCGUUUAUUGAUUCCUGGCUUUUGGCAUUGUAUGGUGUUUUUUUUGUACUAUUGCAACCAAUAGCAAUAGGUACCCUUGAUAAAGAUGUCCCUGACGAGCUAGCAGAAUCUAUCCCGCAGCUCUACCCUCCCUUAUCUCGCGAACUGAUGUAUUUCUCCCGAGGUUAUAUUGCAAAAUGGCUUUUGGAUGGAGUCAUCGAGGGAUCUGUAUAUAUAUUUUUCCUUAUUUACUGCAUCAUGAGGAAAGAUGUAUUGUACCCGGAUAAGACCGCUGGGAUUGAGGAUUACGGGCAGGUUUUUUUCACGAUGGUCGUGUUGGCUGCCAAUCUUCGGAUGAUUAUUACCUUUCGUUAUUUGAUGAUCAUUUUUAUUAUUAUCUACGUGGUGGUGAUGGUUAAUCUUCCGUUGUUUGAGAUCAUCUACGCCCAUUUUCAUACUCUGGCGGGGCCGAAUUCCUCUGCUUUUAUUGCAAUGGAACAGUAUAGUUCGUAUAAUAUUUAUAUUUGCAUAAUUUUUGUGAUUGGUGUAUCGAUUGUCUACACGAUCAGUUCGAAUAACUGCAUUCAAAUGACUCGACCGUGGACGAACGCGGCUUUCGCGAUUACAGCCGCGCACGCCUCGCCAUAUCGCAAGACCAGUAAAGAAGAAUUAAAGCGCCUUAAGGAGGAAUAUCGUUGCCGCUCCCGGCUCGCAAGGGAAGGAGGCGGAGAGGGAAUGGACGCGAGUCGUCGAGUCGCUGCCCUUUACGAGAUAAGCAGACACAAAGGGUCGAAAACGCAUUGA
Messenger RNA from Phytomonas sp. Hart1, 2859 nucleotides. NCBI's taxonomy places the organism in Eukaryota, Euglenozoa, Kinetoplastea, Trypanosomatida, Trypanosomatidae. The record is from the annotation of a GenBank genome assembly.